AUGCCACAGCAGGCCAGGUAUGACAGCAAAAAGGACCUGAAAGUAAUAGAAGACUGGCAGAAUAUUACUUUCAAAUACAUGGAAAAAACCCAGAAGAGAAGAAAGACAUGGCUGACAGUGGGGCUCUCCUCUGUGUCACAAGGAGAUAGAAAGAGACUCUUCACCACCUUAGUCUCCGUGUUCCGUUCCGCCUCUAAGACUGAGCGGAAACAUUUCACCGUGCUGGUCCACUUGGCAGAUUCUGAUCUCACCUGGCUCAGAGAAACUGUUGCACAUAUUUCAAGCCUCUUCAGCUCACAGAUCUUGGCAGGCCAGUUGCUACUGAUCCAUGCUCCAUCCGAUGUCUAUUCCUCUGUGGAUGAGGCCUUCGAGGGGAAAUUCUAUUCCAAGGAGAACAUAGAUCACGCCUUCCUUGUCAGCUUUGCCACAAAGCUCUCUGAUUACUUCUUAUUAAUAGAGGACAAUGUCUUUUGUGCCCCCAAUUUUGUCACCCACAUUGUUUCAAAGGUGGCCGAAAUGAAGUCCAACCCCUGGGUGCUACUGGAGUUCUCCAACAGGGGCUUCCUUGGCAAACUCUUCCACAAUAGAGAUCUCCCACUCCUGGCCCAUUUCCUUCUCCUCUUCUACAAGGAGAAGCCCCUUGACAGACUGAUCUCUCAUUUCCGCACCCUCAUGGUCCAGGAAAAUCCAAUCUUCUGCAGACCAUUUCUCUUCUACCACCGGACCACAUAUGGCAUCUUCUAUGACAAGCAGAAGGCCAUGGUAUUUCAGGAAAAGAAUGCGUCUGGUCCUAACAACCCACCCGGAGCUGUUUUCACAGAUAUGAAAGUGUUUAAUGUUCAUUUCCCAUGGGAGGCCUACACUCUGGAUGAGUCAUUUUUUUGGACAUCCAACGUAAGUAUAGGAAACCACCUGACAGUGAUUCUGAACCAGCCAGCAAACCUGAGCAGAGUGCAAGUGCUGACUGGCUCCAUCGGAUGGAAGGUAUUCCCUGGAGAAGGGGCAAGUGGAGCUAGGAUACAACCGUGA
Messenger RNA from Otolemur garnettii (small-eared galago), 1029 nucleotides. Its product is annotated as alpha-1,3-mannosyl-glycoprotein 4-beta-N-acetylglucosaminyltransferase-like protein MGAT4E. The record is from RefSeq and is a predicted model, not a curated record. Gene Ontology annotation, biological process: protein N-linked glycosylation. NCBI's taxonomy places the organism in Eukaryota, Metazoa, Chordata, Mammalia, Primates, Galagidae. Gene Ontology annotation, molecular function: acetylglucosaminyltransferase activity.